Messenger RNA from Lagopus muta (rock ptarmigan), 3489 nucleotides. RefSeq names its product Hermansky-Pudlak syndrome 3 protein-like. The record is from RefSeq and is a predicted model, not a curated record. Bases 1 to 1368 code for a protein of 455 amino acids. NCBI's taxonomy places the organism in Eukaryota, Metazoa, Chordata, Aves, Galliformes, Phasianidae. The transcript has 8 exons. Gene Ontology annotation, cellular component: cytoplasm. Gene Ontology annotation, biological process: organelle organization.
AUGCGCCGAUCUCGCAGCGGCAAUGCGCAUGCGCUCAUCGGGACGCACGCGCAGUCCAUUCGCAGCGCACUACACACGCGCCGUUCCCACCUCUGCACUGCGCAUGCGUCUUCGGCCGAAUUCGCACGGCGCAUGCGCCACAUUCUCCGCACUGCGCAUGCGCCUACUCGGUCAUUCCACUGCGCGUGCGACUCUCCACAUGCACCUUGGGGGGGGUCCUGGAUCUACGGGAGCAAUGGACAAUCAUCAACGGCAUGCAAUUCAACAAAGGUAAACGCCGGCUUCUACAUCUGGCUCGGAGCGACGCCGGCCAGCUUGGCAGAUGGGCAGCUGGAGAGCCGCUCAGAAACAGCACUCGCCGUCCUCACCGCACAGCGGCACUUCCCGCUCCCACGGCGCCGCUCCUCGCGCCGCCUGCCUCCCUUCAGCGCUCCGUUCCGGGUUUGCCUCCCGCUCGCGAAAUCCGCAGCGCGAGGAGCUGGUGCCGCUUACGGCACAACACGCUGCGAUGCAAGAGCACGCCUGAAAGCACCGACGCCGCAACCCGAUAACGCAACCCGUACAAAGCGGCGUGUGACGGCGCGGAAGCGUGUCCAGGGGGCGUGUCCGUUCGGGUCGCAGAGAGUAGUGCCCUGCAAGCAGGAGCCGGCGCAGUUCUGCCGCGGCCGCGACGUGCUGUUCGUUGCCAGCGCGGCGGCCAGCUGCGGGGUGGAGGUGUUCGCCGUACGCCGCGAGGGCCGCUGCGAGCCCUUGGGCUCUUUCGCCACCCUGGGCCCCGUGCUGCGCAUGGCGCACAGCCGUGCAGGUAUAAAAGAUGAAGACCUUGCAGCUCAUAGUUUGCAGCUUGAAUUAGAUGGGUUUGUCAUAUGUCGGAAGCCAGUGGAACUGCUUGGGGAAGAAAGUAAGCUUUGUAAGAUACCCAUCACACUUGAGUCCACAGAGUUGUCUACAGAAGGCAAGAAGCACUUUCAAGUGCAGUAUCUCCUUUUCAGGCGUUUUACACCAGACCAGUCCCCUUUUGGCUUUUGUGAAGAGACGAAGCUGCACUCUGUUCAGUUCCACCCUGUUUACCAGGCAGGGAGUUCUAUGACAGCAAAUGAGGAAACUGAGAAGAGAGAACUACUGAGUCUCUUCUGCUUUUUUUCUUUGCCUCAUGUUGGAUAUCUCUACUCUGUUGGGAAGUUAGUAGAACUGAUUUCUACUUACCAGUGCUCGGAGAGGUCAGAGCAGGCAGUUCUUACUCCACAGUUCCUGCAUGUCAUUACAAGUGAGAGCCUGCAGUGUUACACAGUGCGGUGCAGUGCAGCAGCAGCUCGCGAUGAAGAUCCAUGCAUUGAUGCAACUGUGAAGGUUUGGUUCAAGUACUGAAGCGGUGCAUUUUCUGGGAAGCACAAAGCCAUGGAACUAUACGUAUGACUCCAGACCAAAAAGUGUAGAAGGCAAUAUCAAUGACCCUAAAAUUGUUCACCCAGAAUUCCUCAACAUGUGGUGGGACACCUAUACAGUUAAUAUUUUACCCUUACUAGAACAGAAAGAAGUUGAUGAAGAAAAUACCACAAGUGCAAACCUGGCAGAGGUUACAGAGGCAGUGUCCCAUAUGUCGGUAUCGGCACCACCACCACCAGUAUUACCAACCAUAUCUUCAGAAGAACGCAAGGCUCGGUGGGAACAAGGCCAAGCUGACUGUAUGGGAGUGGAUUCUUUUGAUAACAUCAAGAAGAAACUGGACUCCUACCUUCAGUCGAAGUGCCAUUUUCAAACACUGGCACUACAAGGACUUGUUCCAGAACUAACAGCUAGGAAAGGUUGUAGAUGAUGGACAAUUAUGCUUGCGAGUAGCUUGAUGGAAAAAAUUCUUGGCUGAAGGCCUCUGCAGUGCUACAGAUAAAGACAGUGCUACAGGUAAAGCAAGAGCUAGGAAGCAGAAUUCAUUUUCCUUAUGUUGUGAUCAGCUGGCUCAAUGUAUUCAUUGAAACUGGGUUUGCACCUUAGCUCAUUAAGGUGAUUAGCAGUGACUCCUUUGCUUGCUAUUUUAGGUCUCAAAUGUGAUUUGUGAGAUUGCUCAUACACUAAAUGAUUGCCAUUCUGCUUUACCAUUAGUGAGAGAUAAAAGUAAUAGCACUGCUUUGAUCUUCUAGUCCCAAUUGCACUGAUGUUUUGACCAGGUUUUUACACAUAGUGCCUACAGCGUGGCAGGAUGCAUUUGUUCACUUCUGUAUUCUUCAGGCUUAGUAAACGGAGUUUUUCUGUUACUUGAAAUCUUCGUGCAAAAAUAAAAACUUGUCAUGCUUUUCUGGUUUUUUUUGUAAACUCUUGAGAAAAUAAAAAAGAGAUCUUUGGAGCAAUCUAAAAUAACCCAACUUUGUUCAUUCCAUUCUAGCUGUCAUUAACAAAUGUCCAGCUUCUAGUUCUGUAAUUUUUAAUGGAGUAUGUAAUCAAGUGCCAGGUUGCUGCUGGAAGAAGUACCUGCAGAAUGGAGCUAAGAGAAUCUGUAUUUUGGUUACUGAAGAACAAUCUGUAACGUGAUACUGUUUUUAAAACAAGCAGUAGUGAUGCUAUCUUGGCAAGUAAAGAUGAAGUAGCUGUACCUACACGGGUUAGGAAAACUCUCUUCCUUGUGUGCAUGGCCACCAUCAUGCCACGCGCUAUAUUUUGAGACAGAGAAAAGUAGUAAAAGUACAAGACAAAACUCACAGUAACAGCCUUCUGAAGAGAGGGUGGCUGCUGUUUGCCAUUAGUUCAGAUCCAUCCUUUAGCUACAAGUGUAAACAGAACCGAAUUACUUAGCAUUCAGUGUGGUACCUGUAAUCUGUAUUAGUCCAGAGACAUGUAUUUUCUUAUAUCUUUAUAAAGGAGGAUUUUGGCAGGAAGCUAGUAAGGGUUGUUCAGCUUUAAUCCUGGAGAUAAACAAUUAGCAACCUGCUACUGUUUGCUGGUAAGGAGAAGCUAUGAUCUGCAUGUGAGAGUUAAUUGAGGUCCUGGUCAUUGUUCAGCAAAAAAAUGGUAAAAAGGAGGUCCAGGUCAAAGUAACUUACAGCUAUUUAAAAGUUAAUAGCAUUUGAACUCUCAGUCAUAAUGUUACAACUAACCACUUUUUUUUUUUUUUUUUAAAUUAUUUGAAGUUGUUUGGAAGCAGGAAGAGUUAGUAAUUACAAUCUACAGUUACAAAAUAUACUUUACCCAGCAAGUACAAACACUGAAGUUUGGCAUGCACACAAAUAUUCUCUGGGUAACUUAAAAGUACUCUCGAGGUCAGCUGAACAGUCUUAGUUUUGCUCCCCUUUUCUGUACACUUACUAGAGAAUCAGCAGGUUCUUUGACUUUCAGUUGCAGACAACUGUAAGUGUAAAAAGCAUGAGACUCCACCAACCUGAAAAUUUGGUUUAGCAUGUAAGUUUUAUUACAUUCCAGAAGAUAAGAUGCUGAAUAAGAUAAAACCUGUAUGUUUCAGAUUAACAAGUAUAGUUAGUAAAUAAUUAAAACUGGGGA